AUCUGAUUUUACUUUCUGAUGUGCUGUAACUUCUAAUCAUCUGCCUGGUAAUACUGUCAGUUACUCAUGUUAUGGAAUGAAGGGACGUUAUGUGAAUGUGAUCAUGUCUGGACGUACAUCUUAUCUUACUCUGUGUGAGGUGGAGGUCUAUGAAACAGCAAAUUGCGCAUUCACAGGAACAGUUACACAGUCAUCCACAUCGUCCACCUGGCUAGCUCUACAUGCCAUAGAUGGUGUACGACAUGGACCAGAUCCAGAUAUUCUUACAUACUGCUCUGCUACAACAGUUCAAAGUAACCCAUGGUGGAGACUGGAUCUUCUGGAUAUUCAUGACAUUAGUACAGUGAUCAUCACUGCUCGAUCAGACUGCUGUGAGGAUCAAACAAAUGGAGCAGAGAUUCGUAUUGGAAACUCACUGGAGAACAAUGGAAACAACAAUCCAAUAUGUGCUGUAACUUCUGGUCUUCUAACCGGUAACACCAUCAGUUACUCAUGUCAUGGGAUGGUGGGACAGUAUGUGAAUGUGGUCAUGUCUGGACGGACAAAUCAUCUCGUUCUUUGUGAGGUGGAGGUCUAUGGAAAAGUUUUUCAUAAGAGAAAAUCCUUUCUGAGGCUGAAAUUUUCCUCCAGUGUUGAUGUGGCUGCUGAGAGAAAUGAAAUCAUCCAACAGCUGCAGUCUGGUCUGGGAUCACACAUCUCUGAUUUUAAACUUUACUGGACACAACUACCCAAGAAAGAAGAAGAACAGGAGGAGGACGGAGGCAGGUUCUUGUGUUAACAGAUCUUCGUGAGUGGUGCAGAAGAUCUUAUUUCACUGAUUUCCAUCAAGAGCUCAAGCCGUUAUCGCUCCUCUACAACACUUCACACACAAAUAUGGUUUAACUGAAAGACACUGUAGAUAGUUUACCUUUACAUAUAGUCUUCUCUUCAUACUUUAACUUGCAUUGAUUGUUAACAGAUUAAAUAUUAGAAUUUAGAGUUAAUAUUUGUAUCACAUAUAGAUCUUCAAGAAUUGUUUGAACUACACAAUAUAUUAUCUUAAUACUAUUCUGUAUAUUACAACAAAUUAUAGAGAAUAGAACAAAAGAGUUGAAAUAACAAGACAACAUCUACUUGACAUCGUGUUGCUUUUGAAUUGUCAUUUCUUUGACUAAGUUUGUAGUUUUCUCAAUAAAGUGCAUUUACCGCAUAUUAA
Triplophysa dalaica is the source of this 1195-nucleotide messenger RNA. RefSeq names its product fucolectin-like. The transcript is spliced from 7 exons. NCBI's taxonomy places the organism in Eukaryota, Metazoa, Chordata, Actinopteri, Cypriniformes, Nemacheilidae. The record is from RefSeq and is a predicted model, not a curated record. The coding region runs from base 77 to 778 and encodes 233 amino acids.